GGGCCUGCUAGUACGAAAACCACAGCCUGUCAGCGUCAAAGGUGUCAGGCUGCCAUGAUGAUGGGACAGUGAAUGUGCCGCAGCUUCCAGUAAAGUAAAACACAGCAUAUGUGGUCACUCAACGUCUUGCCUUUUAGCUCCUUUUCCUCCAUGGAUAUCCAUAGUAGCUUCCUCAAAGCAAUAACAGCCCCAAGCUCUCAAGCCUGGCUCGUUGUCUCAGCUGUCUGUAUCCUGGCUUCCGGCCUAAUCUGGUGCUGCAAAUUGCUCUUGCUACCCACGGACAACCAUAAUACCCAGAAGGGCGCCUUGCAAGCGCCAUCAGAGAACCAUUCGUCGCAGACUUUGGAUUCUGCCAGUGACGACAAUUGUGCAUCCAGAAAUAUGUUUUAUCGUCCCCUUACGCAAUCCGGUCAUUCACAGCUCCCUGUCGACCCAUACCUUAAUGCUGUGCAAAAACAGGUUGCCGCUAUCGAAGAUACUCGUGCGAAACAGCCCUAUGAUGCUUUUCUCGUGCUUGAUGUUGAAGCCACAUGCUUGCAAGGAGCUGGCUUCGAAUGGCCAAACGAGAUUAUAGAGUGGCCUGUGUGCCUCAUGAAAUGGAAAGACAAGUCAUCAAAGGGAAAAGCAAGUCAAUUGGUUGUCGUGGACGAAUUUCGCAGCUUCGUUAAACCUACAUGGAGGCCUCAGCUGUCGCAAUUCUGUACGGAAUUAACCGGAAUAACACAAACACAAGUUAACAGUGCGCCGACUUUUCCCAAGGUCCUCAAGUCGUUUGCCAGAUUCUUAUCGCAAAAUGGCUUGAUUGAUCCCAAAAACGGGCGGCCCUUGCUUCGUUUUUGUUGGUGCAGUGACGGUCCCUUUGAUAUCAGAGAUUUUGUUGUGAAACAGUGUUUUCUAUCCAAAAUACCCAUGCCUGUUUGGUUGAGAGGCGAUGUUCUAGAUGUCCGGAAGGUAGUUUCUGCCUGGUCGGCAAGCCAAACAAUGCAAGAGAACUAUGAAGCAAAGACGAGGUCAGCAUCGGGAUCGCGUCUCCGGUCGUUGAACAUCCCAUUACAGCUCCGGGCACUUGGUCUGUCGGCUUUCGAAGGCCGUCAGCACAGCGGAAUUGACGAUACCCGUAACAUAGCACGAAUUAUCACGGAGCUAGCGCGGCGAAGCAUCCGCCUCGAGCCCAACACUCCCAUCAACCCCAACCGACGAUGGCAAUGGAUGGGAAAACCAGGAGAAGUUCUUGAAUUUUGCCUGAUCUGAUUUAGGCUUGCCGAUUGCACUGUAUUUUAAAUACUGAGAAUCCUCGUGGUAUGACUCGUAUUGUACUAGUAAAACUUUGGUCACGGGGAUGGCCUGAUGAUCAUCCUUCUAUAUUUAUGUUCAUUUUCACCUGUCACUCACUUACACGCAACAAACUAAGAACAAGCAUAUAUUUCUC
Molecule: messenger RNA, 1429 nt
Organism: Serpula lacrymans var. lacrymans S7.9
Lineage: Eukaryota; Fungi; Basidiomycota; Agaricomycetes; Boletales; Serpulaceae
Exons: 6
Coding region: 109-1251 (380 amino acids)
Biological process (GO): exonucleolytic trimming to generate mature 3'-end of 5.8S rRNA from tricistronic rRNA transcript (SSU-rRNA, 5.8S rRNA, LSU-rRNA)
Molecular function (GO): nucleic acid binding; 3'-5'-RNA exonuclease activity
Source: RefSeq, a predicted model, not a curated record